GUGCAGAAGAAUGGGGGUGGUGGGGGGUGUAGAAAAGCUGUUCCAUAAAAGGGUAAAUAUGGGCCAAAUAAUGAAGCCCAAAUACGAAAUCCAAUCCUCGUAUUUGUUUCCAUUCCAGUAGCAGAAGAACAUGUUCUGUUCUGUUUCAUUUCGAUUAUUAUUAUUAUUAUCCGUGUGUGUCAAAGAAACAGCUAUCUAUCUAUCUAGUUGUUUUUCUAGGGUUUUUUGUGUCUUGUGGAAAUGGCGCAUCUAAGCGAACCGGCGAAGCUAAGGUGGGGAGAAUUGGAGGAAGACGACGGUGAGGAUCUUGAUUUCCUUUUACCGCCACGUCAGGUGAUUGGUCCUGAUGAAAAUGGAAUCAAAAGGGUUAUUGAAUACAAGUUCGAUGAUGACGGUAAUAAGGUUAAGAUCACAACAACCACUCGCACCCGCAAACUCGCCAACGCUCGUGUCAGCAAACGCGCCAUCGAACGCCGUUCCUGGCCUAAAUUCGGCGACGCCGUUCAAGAAGAUGUCGGUGCACGCCUCACUAUGGUCUCAACUGAAGAGAUCCUUCUCGAACGCCCCAAAGCUAUUGGUUCCAACAAGGAGGAUUCAAGCAAUAUCGACCCACUGGCUCAUCAAAAAGGUGCCGUUCUUAUGGUAUGCAGGACUUGUGGUAAGAAGGGUGACCAUUGGACUUCAAGGUGUCCCUAUAAGGAUCUUGCACAACCUGCUGAGGGUUUUGUUGAUAAACCUCCAGCAGCAGAUGGUGCUGCUGCGGCUGCUGCCGGGGGUAAGGGUGCAUAUGUACCUCCUAGCCUAAGAGCUGGUGCGGAGAGGACUACUGGUUCCGACAUGAGGCGAAGGAAUGAUGAGAAUUCUGUUCGGGUAACCAACCUCUCAGAAGACACAAGGGAACCUGAUUUGCUUGAGCUGUUCCGCCCUUUUGGUACUGUCAGCAGGGUCUAUGUUGCUAUUGAUCAAAAGACUGGCAUGAGUAGGGGAUUCGGCUUUGUCAACUUUGUAAGCAGGGAAGAUGCUCAGAGGGCUAUUAACAAACUCAAUGGAUAUGGCUACGACAAUCUCAUCCUGAGAGUUGAAUGGGCCACCCCAAGAACAACCUAACAAGUAUUUGGUGCUUUUGAAUUUUGCCUCCUUUUCUCUCUGAAGGUCUAUCAGUUUUUGUAAUCUGAUUUUUGAACUAUCUACUUCCUUUGUGUUGGUGUAUUAUUAUUUUUAUUUAGAAGAAUAUGUUUACUCAAGAUAUAACUUGUUGGUUAUUGAUGAUAAUAAUUAGUAUUAUGAGGUUGUUUACAUUGUC
This is a messenger RNA of Trifolium pratense (red clover), 1303 nucleotides long. Its product is annotated as eukaryotic translation initiation factor 3 subunit G-A. The record is from RefSeq and is a predicted model, not a curated record. NCBI's taxonomy places the organism in Eukaryota, Viridiplantae, Streptophyta, Magnoliopsida, Fabales, Fabaceae. The transcript has 2 exons. Gene Ontology annotation, cellular component: eukaryotic translation initiation factor 3 complex; cytoplasm. Gene Ontology annotation, molecular function: translation initiation factor activity; RNA binding. Bases 241 to 1107 code for a protein of 288 amino acids.